AGGCUCCCUGGCUGCUCGCGCUCUUCUCUCCUUCUCCAAGAUGGCGGCGGUCGGCGGCGCUGAGGCGGGAUCCGGGCGAGCCGAGUGAAGACCUGGUCCUGUAGACGGGAAGGAGCCUGGACACAGUGACACAUUCUCAAAGGCCCUGCAGGACCGCCAUGGCUUAUGAUGACUCCAUGAAGAAAGAAGAUUGCUUUGAUGGUGACCACAGCUUUGAGGACAUAGGACUUGCAGCUGGCCGAAGCCAAMGAGAAAAGAAACGUUCUUACAAAGAUUUCUUAAGGGAAGAGGAAGAAAUUGCUGCUCAGGUCAGGAAUUCUUCCAAGAAGAAGUUUAAGGAUAGUGAGCUUUACUUCUUGGGGACGGACACACACAAGAAGAAGCGGAAGCACUCCUCUGAUGACUACUACUAUGCAGGACAGUGGUUCUUGUUCUGAGUGCCGAUAAACCAGUGUGAAGGAGGAGAGAGGUGGAGGGCUGGUAUUUUGGAGGAUUCAGCAUAGAAGAACAGUCUUCAUUUGUGAUAUACCAGACAUUUCGUCUCUGGAAUCGUCACAAAAGAAAAAGAAGAAGUCCAGCCCACAACCUGCCGAUACAGCUAUGGACCUGUUGAAAGCCAUCACCUCCCCACUGGCCACAGGCUCCAAGCCCUCCAAAAAGGCUGGGGAGAAGUCCUCCAGCUCCUCAAGCCAUUCAGAAAGCAAGAAAGAACACCACCGGAAGAAAGGCAGMRGAAGUGGYGGGGAGCUCUCCCUGGAGGAYGGCAGCUCCCACAAAUCCAAAAAAAUGAAGCCCCUCUAUGUAAACACAGAGACACUGACCCUCCGUGAGCCUGAUGGCUUGAAGAUGAAACUUAUUCUCUCRCCAAAGGAGAAGGGAAGCAGCUCAGUUGAUGAGGAGUCUUUUCAGUACCCCUCUCAACAAGCGACUCUGAAAAAAUCCUCCAAGAAGUCAGCUCGGGAUGAGCAAGGUGCUUUACUCCUAGGACACGAGUUACAGAGCUUUCUGAAAACAGCCCGGAAGAAGCACAAGUCAUCCUCAGACCCACAUUCGUCUCCUGGCCCUGAAGGCUGCGGGCCUGAUGCCUCCCAGGCCCCCGAACCCCACAGUGCUAACCUUGAUCUUUCAGGGCUUGAACCUAUUCUGGUGGAAUCAGACUCGUCCUCUGGCGGGGAGCUAGAAGCUGGCGAGUUAGUGAUAGAUGAUUCUUACCSGGAAAUCAAGAAGAAAAAGAAGUCAAAGAAGAGCAAAAAGAAGAAGGACAAGGAGAAGCACAAAGAGAGGAGGCACUCAAAGUCCAAGAGAAGUUCGGGACUGUCUACUGCAGCAGUGGGAGAGGUCACRAUGACACCCGGCCCUCCCCCCAGCGUCCCACACGCUGGAGCCGCUGCCCCUGCCCCACCACCCCCCAGCUUCCACACAGAUGGGCACAGUGAGAAAAAAAAGAAGAAAGAAGAGAAGGACAGAGAAAGAGAAAGGGGGGAAAAGCCAAAAAAGAAGAACAUGUCGGCCUAUCAAGUGUUCUGUAAAGAAUAUCGUGUAACCAUUGUGGCUGACCAUCCAGGGAUAGAUUUUGGAGAACUUAGUAAAAAACUGGCUGAGGUGUGGAAACAGUUGCCAGAAAAGGACAAACUGAUUUGGAAACAAAAAGCUCAGUAUCUGCAGCAUAAACAGAACAAAGCAGAAGCUACAACUGUGAAAAGAAAAGCAUCAAGCUCAGAAGGUUCCAUGAAAGUCAAAGCUGCUUCUGUGGGAGUACUGUCACCCCAAAAGAAGUCCCCACCAGCCACCAUGCUGUUACCAGCAUCACCAGCCAAAGCCCCUGAGACAGAGCCCAUCGAUGUUGCAGCUCACCUUCAGCUGUUGGGAGAGUCUCUCAGCCUCAUCGGACACCGCCUACAGGAGACAGAGGGCAUGGUGGCAGUGUCUGGCAGUUUGUCAGUGCUUCUUGAUUCCAUUAUCUGUGCCCUUGGCCCCUUGGCAUGUCUGACUACACAACUACCUGAAUUGAAUGGCUGUCCCAAACAAGUCUUGUCAAACACGCUAGACAACAUUGCUUACAUCAUGCCUGGACUGUGACAGCGGAGACUCCUGGGGUAGAAGCCUCACCUACCCUUUGUGUAUAGGUUUGUGUAUAUAUGACUGUUCAAACCCCUUCGCUGGCCUCUGGGUGUAGGUUUUACAUUUUUAUAUCUAUACAUAUAUAUAUACAUAUAUAUAUCUGUAUAUAUGUAAUGUACAAAAUAUACAUAGGAUUGUAACUACUUUGCUUUUAAUAAUUUUAUGAAAUGGCAAAGGUUUAGCCAAGAGGAAUCUUUGGCAUGAGUAUGGGCUUGGGAUCUUUCUUCUCUUGUGGUGGGUAAAUCUGCCUUAAAAAUCAGUGUAUCUUGGGGCURGGGGCUUGUUCUGGGUGCCACGUGCAUCUCCUUAUGGAUAGCUAAAAUGUGAUUUUUUUUUUCCAAACUCAUUUGUACCUCCAGACCCAUCACUGACCACUUGCCUUACCUGUCUAAUAGUCAGACAUAUAAUAAUAAGAGAGAUUAUGGGAGGGUGCCAGCUGACCCGAAGUACAAAGGCUUUCAAUCUGAAGUGACGGAGGUGGGAGGUGAUGAGCUCAUUCCCACUGUGGCUAUUAAAGUGGCUUAGAUGGACUAAGUAGGGGGUUCAUUCCAAGUCCUACUAUACAGUGUCCAUGUCUCAAACUUUAUUGUAAUCAUUGGUACCAUUGGCAGCCUYAGCAGAGGCCAAGGAGUUGUGCGAUU
Urocitellus parryii (Arctic ground squirrel) is the source of this 2762-nucleotide messenger RNA. The record is from RefSeq and is a predicted model, not a curated record. Lineage: Eukaryota; Metazoa; Chordata; Mammalia; Rodentia; Sciuridae.